UCCGACGCCACCUCUCGCCCUCCCACCUCCCCCCGCCGCAUAGCAGCGCGCGUCACCGAGCCCGCAACCACCGCACCAGUCUCCGGCUUCACCUCUCGCCCUCUGACCUUCCCCCGCCGCAUCGCGGCGCGCGUCCACGAGCCUGCAACCACCAAGCCAUCUAGCCGCGACCACCGCACCAUGCUCCGGCGAGACGCGUGCGACUGCUGUCGACGCACGCAUGGAGCUUCAUCGCCCAGACGCGGGUGCUGGAUCCCGUCGCCCUCCGGUCGGAUCCGCGGCGGUGCUAGUCUCCGGCGAGUUUGACGGUGGAUGCGGAGCGCGGUGCCUGGAUCUACAACGCCAGCAGCUCCGGCGCCGUGACCCGGCCUCACAGGCUGGGCCAAGGCAAAGACUGCUCCCCGACGGCCAAGACACGGCCACAGUGAUGCAGCCUGUGGUCUACAUCGCCUACCACUCCGCCGUCUUCCGGAACCCCCACCACUUUCACGGCAGAUCUCCAAGUGGCGCGGACGAGACGGCGAUGUCGGCAGGAGGGCACUUUGCAGCCCCUGGCAUGAGGAGGAUGGGUGCACAUAGCCACCAAGCCCUCUGCUCCUCUUCUUCCAAGGCGAGCGAUCAACGACGCAUUGCUCCAGCAGACAACUUGGAGAAUAUGCUUAUUGGACAGGCUGCUUCUUGGCAGUGCAAAGUAAGGAGAACAAGACACACAACCAAGCAAUCAAACAUUCACAUCGGCCAAGUGUUUGUCAAAUUGAUCAACAAAGCCAAUUUUGUUGUGCGGCAAAGUGCCCAUCAUGACUCAAAUCUUUCCCAAGCCUAGAUAUUCUUGCUGAGAGCUCCUUGAUGGAAUCACUAAGAUGGACUUACAAGACAGGCAUGGAUAAAACCAUGAGGUCCUCAAAUGCAUAGAUUGCUCUGGACUGCUGUUGUGAUGGCCGAAGGAAGAGCAAGGAGAGGGAGGAGGGAUGGCAGAGGAGAAUAACAUAUAUAGUUGUAAUAUCUCAGAGACCACACAAGUUCGAUGAAUGAUUUCAAUUCCAGUUUCUCCAUGGUUUUCCAAUGCCAAAGAACAAUAGGUUGCGGUGUGGAUCCAACUGGCAUACUUGGGGUAUUUGGGUAGUUCUCAACAUCAUAUGUCCCAACCAACUCAUCUGCAACCACUUCUGUACAUGAAACCACAAUUGGGAUCUAGCUUGACAUGUAUAGCAAGAUUUUUAGGUUAAUAUAUACCUGGAGGUACAGCCGUCGAUGUCAUAUUUUCUGCUGCUUUGCUUUGUGGAUUCCCCAUACGUACCUGUAAGCACAGACUUUAUAAUCUUAACUCCCAAAUGUGUACUAAAUUUAUGAAAUGCUUUUUGCCAAGUUUAUUAUUGUUUUCUUCCUGA
Molecule: messenger RNA, 1388 nt
Organism: Triticum aestivum (bread wheat)
Lineage: Eukaryota; Viridiplantae; Streptophyta; Magnoliopsida; Poales; Poaceae
Exons: 9
Coding region: 221-823 (200 amino acids)
Source: RefSeq, a predicted model, not a curated record